Molecule: messenger RNA, 435 nt
Organism: Amyelois transitella
Lineage: Eukaryota; Metazoa; Arthropoda; Insecta; Lepidoptera; Pyralidae
Gene: RpS28b
Product: small ribosomal subunit protein eS28
Exons: 2
Coding region: 86-283 (65 amino acids)
Biological process (GO): ribosomal small subunit assembly; translation; maturation of SSU-rRNA
Cellular component (GO): ribosome; cytosolic small ribosomal subunit
Molecular function (GO): structural constituent of ribosome
Source: RefSeq, a predicted model, not a curated record
AUCACUAAACUGUCAAAUUCUUUUUCGUACACGCUAGCUCAAGUGCACGUGUAUUUUUUGGGUUUUUGCUCGAUACUAAGCCAAAAUGGAUAAACCUAACGUUCUUGCUCGCGUCGUCAAGGUCCUGGGCCGCACUGGCUCCCAGGGCCAGUGUACCCAGGUCAAAGUUGAGUUCAUCGGAGAGACUAGCCGUCAAAUCAUCAGGAACGUGAAGGGUCCAGUCCGCGACGGCGACAUUCUGACUCUCCUCGAGUCCGAGCGUGAAGCUAGGAGACUUAGAUAAGCAGUCUGCUUCUAUAUCUACAUACAUUAGGAUAAGGCGCACCUUUAAUAUGUAACAUUUAUGUAUUAAAUUUUUUGUGUAUAACCAUAUGAAACCGUCAAAGAUGAACAUUUAUAACACCUAUUACCAUCUCAAUAAAUAAUUACAAGCGA